AGUGAUAGUUUUAGGAUGUGGGCGGGGAGAGUUGAAACUUCGACCUUGGGAGCCUUUUCUCCUCCACUACCUGCGCUCCUGCCCUUUGGACCGUAGCCGUUCGGCUCGUUUUCCUUCUCAACCUCUGACUUUCGCUGGCACCUUGACUGGGCUUGGCGUGACUUUUGACCUUUGCCUCCUGACCUCAGGGAUGCUUCAGAGGAGGCCCCUUUCUGCACUAACGAUCCCCUCACUUGAACUCCUUUCUUCAAAAGUCACCCUCCCUGGUCUUAUUAGCCCCCAAAACUCCCACUCCAGGACCUUUGCUUGGCUUCCAUACUUAUUGCUUCCUGUCCCUGAGCCCUUCCACCCCCUUUAAACCUCAUUAUUUCCCUUAUCUGGGCUCCCAGAGACCUUGAUCCCAGUCCCUGGCCUCCCUUCCACCCAUUUUUUCCGACCCCUUACAGUGCUUUCAUUGGGCCCCUGAGCCUCAAGACCCUCCUACUCCUUCAGUCUGUUGGAAUCCCCCCCCAACAAAGUCUCUGCUGUCACCCUUGCAGUCUCUACCCAGCUCCUCAAAAUGGCUACCCAAGAGUCUCUACCCCCUUCCCCCCCUCCUCUGCCCCUUCCUGCUUUUGCUGCCGCUCCCCCUCACGUCUUUGGGUUGGAGAAGAGCCACCUUCUGAAGGCAGCCCUGGAGAGGUCUGGUCCAGGGCUGGGGGCCCGCCAGGACAUCAAAAGGCUUUUAAUGCUACAGAAGGACCGUUUCAGGAGCGAUUUGAAGUGGAUUCUGUUCUGUUCUGACGUGCCUUCCCUCAUCCAAGAAGGGCCUCAGUGUGGGCUGGUGGCCCUGUGGAUGGCAGGCUCUCUGCUGGCUCUCCCCCAGGAUGUCCCCUUGGAGAGGAUUGUGGCUGUGGCUCUAGAGAAAGGGUACACAGCUCAAGGAGAGAUGUUCUCAGCAGCCAACAUGGCCCGGCUGGCUGAAGAAGUCUUUGGAUGCCAAGUGGAGCUGUUAUCUGGGGGCCUAGGGGAGCCCAAUCAGGGCCGUGUCCUCCAGCACCUCAUCUCUGGCUGCCCACUGCUGGUCCCCUACGAUGAGGAUUACAACCAUGAGCCCUGUAAGAAGAAGGGGCACAAAGCCCAUUGGGCUGUUGGUACAGGCCUCCUGCUUGGGGUUCCUAGUCCCACACUGAGCUCAAGUUAUGAGGAGGACUCGGAGUUGAAGGGCCUGUUCUACCCAGCAUCUGACAAGCCCCCUCUCUUGCCUGAAGACCUCCCUGAGGCCAUCUACCUCCUCUCUAAGCAGGGCAAGAGCUGGCAUUACCAGCUCUGGGAUUAUGAACAACUUCGUGAGAGUAAUCUGCAGUUGACUGAUUUAGCCCCAGUCAGGACCACAGAUGGCAAGGUCUAUGUGGUACCUGCUGGUGGGGUGAGUGAGGGCCUCUGUGGCCACAUCCUGCUGCUCCGGCCCUAGGAUUCGGGCCACCCCUGGGAGUCAGGGGACCUGGGCUAGAAUCCUGCUCAACCAAGGACUCUUUGUGAUGCUAAGCUCCUCCCUCCUUGCACUGGUCUUCAACCUUUGAUGUAGAGCAGAGAACGUUAGACCUGAAGAUUGGAGGCUUGGACCCUUGACCACCUUCAGCCAGGGACAACACCAUGGAGCUAUGCUUGUCUCUGGGACUUAGUUUCUCCCUUUUUGGAGGGAUGUGGUGAGGAUCAAAGGCAAAAAUGGAAUAAGGUUUCAGAGACAGCCGCCACCCCAAACUGUAAUCAGCCUCCUUCUGCCAAUUCUGGAUUCCUGGAGACACCCCUGGAGGAGGGAACUCAGCAUAACUUGAGAUGUGUGGAAAACCAUGUCACUUUAUUUAAGGGAAUGGAAAGGCCCCUGCCUCAUUCCAGCAUCAGCCCACCCCUCUCUAUAAAUAAAUAGAAAGAGCAUA
Gracilinanus agilis (Agile Gracile Mouse Opossum) is the source of this 1919-nucleotide messenger RNA. RefSeq names its product chromosome 3 C19orf54 homolog (gene ACTMAP). The coding region runs from base 560 to 1453 and encodes 297 amino acids. NCBI's taxonomy places the organism in Eukaryota, Metazoa, Chordata, Mammalia, Didelphimorphia, Didelphidae. The record is from RefSeq and is a predicted model, not a curated record. The transcript is spliced from 6 exons.